This is a messenger RNA of Mus musculus (house mouse), 2107 nucleotides long. It is a transcript of the gene Fam174a, whose product is annotated as family with sequence similarity 174, member A. The record is from RefSeq and is marked validated. NCBI's taxonomy places the organism in Eukaryota, Metazoa, Chordata, Mammalia, Rodentia, Muridae. The transcript has 3 exons. Bases 190 to 762 code for a protein of 190 amino acids. Gene Ontology annotation, cellular component: membrane.
GAUGUACGAACUUCCGGUUGUCCCGGCAGGCUGCUGCCGCCGCCGCCGCCGAAGCCACCCGGCGCAGUCUCAGCCACCCGCUCUCCUCCGGAGAGUCGGCUCUGCGGUUCCGGCGCGCCCAUGGUCGGCGCUGCGGACCGGGAGGCCGGCCCGGCGGCUGCGGCGUGCUGAGAGGCCGGCGUGGAGACCAUGCCGACCCCGCGCGGCUGCUCCGGGCCUUGCCACUUCCUGGCUCCGGCCUUCGUGUUGUUGUUGCUGCCCGCUCUGAGCGGGUCCGGGGCGGUACCGUCGAUGGUGGUCAGGGAGGUGCAGGAGUCCAAGUCUCCCAAGCCCGGGCCGCACACGCUGUCGCCGCUUCCUCCGGGCCCCACCGCGGCCCAGCCUCGGGGCCAAGCUCAGUCUGAUGCUGCCGGGCUGCCAGGCGCGGAGAGCCGCAAUGACAGCAUCCCCGGGGCGGGGUCUGAGGCGGACGGCCUCGAAGGGAAGGCCGGAGAAGGUUCCCAGGGUGGCAGCCUGGCCGUGAGUCCCAGUCCUGGCGACAAACCCAUGACCCAGCGGGCCCUGACCGUGUUGGUGGUGGUGAGCGCCGCGGUGCUGGUGUACUUCGUGGUCAGGACCGUCAGGAUGAGAAGAAGAAACCGCAAGACUAGGAGGUACGGUGUUUUGGAUACGAACAUAGAGAACAUGGAAUUGACACCUUUAGAGCAAGACGAUGAGGAUGAUGACAACACAUUGUUUGAUGCCAAUCAUCCUAGAAGAUGAGUAUGUGCCUUUCAUGAGAAGAUUUCCAUAUUUCUACUGAAGAACAGAGUUUCUAUGUCUAAGGAAUAAGAAGCCACUCUAUCAAGGGGAGGGGAAUUUAAGUUACAUACAUUAUGUCAACCUUUAAUUUGUUGAUACUCAAUCCAUAGUGCAUCAUUUGGUUACAACUUUGUAUAUUUGGAACUGCUGUAUUUAUUAGUGUGCUCUGUGUUAUUAGGGACAAACUGUACUAUGCUGGAUUUUCUGUUUGAAAAUUAUUUUAAAACUGUUUUCUGCAGAGCUUUUGUCCCUGUCUUUUACCAUAUUAUUGUAACUUGGCUUUCUUUAUUAAUCCAUUGUUGUUGCUUUCGUUUUGUCAGUGUCAUAAUGUAAAGAACUAUAAGCCACAGCUAACUGCUAUGAAUAAAUACAAUUCUACUAAACUUUUUCCCGUUUUUAUGGAGAAAGAGCCAAAUCUACUGUUAUUUUUGAGUUUGUAAGUAGUAAUAAUUGUCUGUGCUAAAGUAUGAAAAAGAAUAAAUAUGAUUUAAAAUUAUUUAAGUGGUACAGAUAGAAUGUGUUUAUAAAAUAAAUACUGCAUAAUUAUAUAUUAACAUGUGUUUUAUAUUUAUAUACUGAGUCCAAAACAUAUGUUUCCUUGACUAUAGUGUCUCAGUGGAUCUCUGAGUUUGAGGUCAAGGAAGAAUCAGACAAAGAAGGUUGACUAUCUUGCUAGAGAUUAGAUAUUUUUGGAAAUCUAUGAAUUUCAAAUACAUUUGUAGUAUAAUGAGAGAGAGUUAAUAUAGAUUGCAUGGUUAUAAGUCUGAGUCUUGUCAGAGAUCAAGAGAUUGAAAAUUUUCAUCUGUAGACUUCGAAGUCAGGAUUUUAUCUAGAGACUAGCAUUAUCUUGCAACAAAUCCAUUCCCACCCAGGUCUGAUUUUUACAUAUUUUAAAAUUUAGAAGAAAACUUAGAGAAAACUCCAUUGCUUGUUAGCAUCAGUGAGGUCAUUGAAAUGUGUGACAAAAUGGAAUGAUCCCGAGUCAUACUGGUUUACAAGGAUGUUGUUAUUUAUUAACAUCAACUUUAUGAUGUCUACUUCUACUGUGUUUGACAGUUUCUCUGUAGUAAAGCUGGUUUAAAAAAUCUACCUCAAAAGCUAAACUUGGCUCUUUUAUAGACUUCUGCUUCAUGAUGAUGAAUUAAUUUGUUACUGACUAAAGCCAACCUUGAGGCUACUCUCAUUCAACAAGGCCACAAUAAAAUCUCCUCUCAGAAUGAGAAAAAGAUAAAAAGAAAAAUGGUUGUAUAUUUAAGUAUAACUCAGACCUGUAAUAUUUCAAAUAAAACUCAAAACUUCACAUACU